Molecule: messenger RNA, 1338 nt
Organism: Ustilaginoidea virens
Lineage: Eukaryota; Fungi; Ascomycota; Sordariomycetes; Hypocreales; Clavicipitaceae
Exons: 4
Coding region: 1-1338 (445 amino acids)
Biological process (GO): methylation
Cellular component (GO): cytoplasm
Molecular function (GO): nucleic acid binding
Source: RefSeq, a predicted model, not a curated record
AUGGAAUGCCUCAUCAAGUUUGCACAGACGCACGAAACCUUUCGCCUGGCCGAGAUUCAAGCCAUUGCGGUACUUGAAGACGUGGCCCUGGAGAUCGUCGAGUACACAAACGAGUCGCCGUACUGUCUUGUCCGAGUGGCCUCUGAGGACCAGGCCCGGAGACUGAUCCGCCGAUCGGUGCUCGCCCAUUCCAUUCAUGAACUAUGGGCCACGGGGCCGACCCUGGCUCGCCUGCACGAGUCGCUCAGGGGGCGCACACGGGACGUCUGGGGCAAAUACACAGACGCCUCGUUCAAGUUCGCCCUGGACUCGUACCAGGGGACGCGCUCCAACGACGAGCGGCUGGCCAUCAUCAACUCAUUCGCCUACCUGCCGUUCCAAGGGCCCAUUCGCAUGUCUGGGCCGGACGAGACAUUCACCGUGUUCGAGCUGUGGCCGCUCGACAGCGUUCCGCUCGGGAUACCGGACCCGGACAUGAUGCACUUUGGCCGCCUCAUCGACACCUCAUCCCGGGACAGGAUCCUACGGUUCGAUCUCAAGAAGCGCGGCUACAUAUCCACCACCAGCAUGGACUCGGAACUCUCGCUUGUCACCGCAAACAUUGCUCUGGCGGGGCCCGGGAAGCUGUUCUACGAUCCCUUUGUCGGGACAGGCUCGUUCCCGAUCGCAUGCGCUUGCUUCGGCGCAACCAGCUGGGGCAGUGACAUUGACGGACGAGCCAUACGGGGCGAGGGUGGCAGCAAGAGCCUGCUGGGGAACUUUGAGCAAUAUGGCCUCGGGAUGGGCUUGGGCGAUGUCUUCUGCGCUGACAUGGUCAACACCCCCAUCAAGAGGGACAGAAGAAUAUGGGAUGGCAUAGUGUGUGAUCCCCCAUACGGCGUCCGGGAAGGUCUCAAGGUUCUGGGCGUGAGGGAUCCUGAAAAAACACCGUGGCUGGUUGAGCAGGGCAAAAAAAGAGCUUUGACGCCCGAUUUUGUACCCCCCAAGAAACCCUAUAGCUUCCUGGCGAUGCUGGACGACAUCCUCUCGCUUGCGGCAGAUACCCUCGUCGACGACGGCAGGCUAUCAUUCUGGAUGCCCACUGCAAACGACGAGGAUCAACAGAUGCCUAUACCGGCGCACCCUUCACUGGCAUUGGUCUGCGUGUGUGUCCAGAAUUUCAAUAAAUGGUCACGACGGCUCAUCACGUAUCGCCGCGUUCCAGACGCCAUGGUAUCACCGGUCGCAACAGCAGCAUACAAGGCUCGGAAGGAUGUAAGUCCUGUUGGAACUACAGCUGAUGAGCUAAACCCAUUCCGACGCGGAUACUUCAGAAAGUUCGGCACAGAUGGGCAGUAA